GAAACCUUGGAAGCACUUUUGGCUGAACGAUACUGGCUGACAAUGUUGGUGUUGUGGGUGACGCUGUUGCCAACCGUGUUGUCUGUUGAACUCCUCAAAGAUGCUGACUUUGACAGUACGUCCACCUACGGAGGGGACGAAACUGACGGUGGUUGGUGGUGUGUGCAAUGUGAUGCCGUCCCCAGUACGGACAAACACACAGGAUCUCACAGUGUCAAGGUGACAAACAGAAAGCAAAACUGGGGCAGCGUAACCCAGUCUUUUAAGCCUCAAGGGGAUCACAAAUACUCCUUCAGGGCUUACGUAAAGAUUCUGAACCUAGCCCAGGGUAAGGUGUAUCACAGCAUGGAGACACUGCUAGAGAUCAAGGGAAGCAAUGGUAAUUCCAAGUAUGAACAAAUUGGAACAACCCCACAUCUGAGACCCGGCUCUUGGCACAUUGUUGGAGGGGACUACCAUAUGCCUAAUGAUGCCCAGGAGGUGCGGGUGUACUUCCAGAUCUCAGAACCCCAGGUCAACUACUUGCUUGAUACUGCUAGCGUGGAAGAGAUCCCCCACAUUACUGACCUUAAGUCCGACACCAGUGGGAGAAUAGAUACGCUUAGAAAGAAUAAUAUUAACAUCAAAGUAACGAAUAACAACGUGAACCCAUCUGGUCUGACAGUGGAGGUCCACCAAACAAGCAGCGAGUUCGGCUGGGGCUCUGCCGUGGAUGCCAACGACAUCACAGACUCCCAGCACAAGAAAUAUCAGGACUACUUCUAUGACAAUUUUGAGUGGGCUGUUCUGGAGAAUGCUCUGAAGUGGUACUCGAUGGAACCAAGCCAGGGGCAGGAUAAUGUAGCACUCCCAGAGAAAGCUGUUGACACGCUGCGGUCAAAGGGCAUCACGGUGAGAGGACAUAAUAUCUUCUGGGCAGUUGCACAGUGGGUACCAAACUGGCAGAAACAGCUGUCCGCGUCAGCCCUCAAGCAAGCAAUGGUGAAGAGGGUAACGGACAGCGUUGGACAUUUCAAAGGAAAGCUUCCUCACUGGGAUGUCAACAAUGAGAACGUCCACGGGGAUUUCUACGCUCAACAACUCCACGAUCCUGAUAUUUCCAUAUGGAUGUUUAAUGAAGCCCACAAGGCGGCCCCUAAUUCCCUUCUGUUCCUGAAUGAUUACAACGUCGUCAGUCAAAAUGAUGCAACCGUUGCAUUUGAAGACGAAGCUCAGUACGUACUUGGAAAAGGUGCUCCUCUCAAGCGGCUCGGCAUCCAGUCCCACUUUAACGGACAGCCAAUUGAUUAUGACCUUGUAAAGCAUCGGCUGGACGAGGUUGCCCGUGUAGGCUUGAAGAUGUGGAUAACAGAGCUGGACAUUGAUGAUUGGAACGAGAACACAAAGGCUGACAAGUAUGAGUCACUGCUGCGACUGUACUUCAGUCAUCCUUCUGUAGAAGGGGUCAUGUUCUGGGGAUACUGGGAUGGCAGACAUUGGCGACCUAACGCUGCUCUGGCUAAUGGACAAAAUGUGACGCCGAACGCUGCAGGACGGAGGGUGAAACAGCUGAUCAAGGGGGAGUGGAGGACCAACGAGUCACAUCCGGUCAGGGAGGGUCAGAACCUCCGAGUGAGAGGAUUCAAGGGCGGUUACACAGUGCAGGUCAAACACAACGGAAACAUCAUCAAAACUGAACAGUUUACUCUGGGUGACAACGGCGUUGAUCUGACCAUCAGUCUGUCGGGAUCAGGUAGCAACCCGCAGGUGAACAACAUACUAGUUGGAUAGGUUUGACGUGAAUAAAACGUGAUUUGAUGAA
Haliotis rubra (blacklip abalone) is the source of this 1801-nucleotide messenger RNA. Its product is annotated as endo-1,4-beta-xylanase 2-like. Lineage: Eukaryota; Metazoa; Mollusca; Gastropoda; Lepetellida; Haliotidae. Gene Ontology annotation, biological process: carbohydrate metabolic process. Gene Ontology annotation, molecular function: hydrolase activity, hydrolyzing O-glycosyl compounds. The record is from RefSeq and is a predicted model, not a curated record. The transcript is spliced from 13 exons. The coding region runs from base 43 to 1770 and encodes 575 amino acids.